CUCUCGCAGGUAUGGCUGUCAGUCAACAGUCAAGAUCAGAUGGCUUUUCCGUGUAUCAGGUAUUUUGUUGAUAUUUUAUGCAACACUCUGUAUAAUAAUAGCAUACAGAUUGUUUACAGCUGAAAAGUCACAUUGGCACUUGAACCCCUUAUAAGAUGUAAGCGAAUACAAAUAAAGCAAUUCAAAUUGAGAUGUUCAAUGAUGGAAACUCAUGUUUCAAUGCACCUACAAGUCAUGUAUGGCCAAUAUUUCUGUAUAAUGAAUAGAACUCACAAAAAUUAGUUAUUCUUGAGCUAAACAUGACAUGGAAGAUAAAUUCUUAUUGACGUUACUGACCCCAGAACUAAAAAAAAACUAGAAAUUUCAUGGACAGAAGCAAAUGUUACCAUUAAAAAAAAAUAGUACAGUGGAACCUCUCAUAACAAGCACCUCUGAUAAUGAGUAAUUCGUAUAAUGAGCAAAAACAAUUUUUAAGAAGUUGCUCCCUUAACGAGCGACAUUUUGCAUAACGAGUUGCAGAAAGGGGAAGUCUCUUAUUCCCGAAAUUCAUUUGUGAGCGGGGACUUCCGUGCCGAUGCAUUAAUCUGUGUUUAGCACUCGGUCUGUUAGCGUAUUGUUUUCGUGUGUGAUCACCAGUUUUUACAAAUUUUGUGUUCAGACAGUAUUCGUAAUUUUUUUAUGUGCAAAGUGUAAUAACCUUUGCUAAAAUGUCUUCAAACAAAAAAACACAAGAAGACAAUCAUAAGAGAGAAAAAAUAACUAUUGAAGUGAAAGGUAAAAUCAUUGAAAAGCGAGAACAAUGUGUGAGCGUGGCUAAGCUAGCGCGCACAUACAAUCGGUCAACAUCAACGAUCUGCACUAUUCUCAAGAACAAAAACAAAACUAAGGAGAUGGAUGCUUCAAAGGGAGUGUCAAGAAUGUCUUUGAAACGGUUACGUAUUCUUUAUGAUGUUGAGAGGUUGCUUCUAAUAUGGAUAAAAGAGAAGCGAUUACAAGACGGCACUAUUAAAGAAAAAAUUAUUUGUGAGAAGGCGAAACUUAUUUUUUCUGACCUCGUUAAGAAAACACUAGGAUCAUUUACUGCCGAAAAAGAACUACAAUUCAAGGGAAUUCAUGGAUGGUUCGAGAAGUUUAAGAGAAGAACCGGCAUCCAUAACAUUGUGAGGAACAGUGAAGCAGCAAGCUCUGGCACAAAAGCAGCAGAGAACUUCAUCAGUGACUUCAAGAAGCUCAUAGAUCUCUGGGGAUUACCUGCCGCACCAAGUUUUUAAUAGUGACGAGACGGGUCUCUUCUGGAAAACAUGCCAAAGCGAACCUAUAUAACAGCAGAAGAGAAUGCAUUGCCAGGCCACAAGCCAAUGAAAGACUGCCUUGCGCUGCUAUUUGUGCCAAUGCAAGCGAGGAUUAGAAAAUUAAACCGCUGCUUGUUUACCAUUCAGAAACUCCAAGAGCCUUUAAGAAGUGUAAUGUCCAGAAGAGCAGACUAAAUGUGAUGUGGAGAUCCAACAAGAAGGCCUAGGUGACACGUGACAUUUUCACUGAUUGGAUCAAUGAAGUGUUUGGUCCUUCCGUAAAAAAAUAUUUGCUUGAGAUGAAUCUUCCUCUCCAUGUCUCGCUUGUUAUGGACAAUGCACCCGCCCAUCCUCCAACAAGAUGAUAUUCAUGAAGAAUUUUAUUUCAUCAAUAUCCAGUUUCUGCCUCCCAACACCACUCUGUUACUCCAGCCUAUGGACCAGCAGGUUAUUUCUAACUUUAAAAAACUCUACACUAAAACACUCUUCGAGUGUUGUUUUGAAGUUACUGAAGAGACAAAUCUCAUUCUUAGAGAGUUUUGGAAAGAUCAUUUUCACAUCGUUACUUGCCUCAAGAUGAUUGACAAGGCUUGAGAAGGAGUUACCAAGAGAACCCUCACUUCUGCUUGGAAAAAAAUUUGGCCACAGAGUGUUGUUGAAUGUGAUUUUGAAACAGUACCUGUGGAGUCUACAGUUAACGAGAUUGUGUCAUUGGCCAAUAUCAUGGGACUCGAGGUGGACAACAACGAUAUUGAAGAGCUUGUGAAAUAGCGCAGUCAAGAGUUGACCACCGAAGAGCUUAUGGAGUUGCAUCGUGUUUCACAGCAAGAAAUUAAGGAGGAGAGCUCAUUAAGGGAGGAGGAAGUAGCAGAGCAACAAUCUUCUAGCGCAAUAAGAGAAAUGCUGAAAGCAUGGGAAACUGUUGCAUCGUACAUUGAGAAGCAUCACCUACGUGCUACAAAUUUAUUCAAUGAUAAUGCUGUGACACAUUUUUGUCAAAUUUUGAAGCGUCGGCAAAAACAAAUGUCUUUAGACAGUUUUCUAGUUUAAAAGGAAUAAUUAUUUGUCAUAAAUUCAUAUUUUUAUUUACGUUUUUUGUUUCAAGUCUAAAUUGUAUUCCAAGUUAUUACACUCCUAACAAUUCAUAAGUAAUUUUCUCUGAAUAAAUGUUAAUUAAAAUUUUUGAAAAAUGAGUAUUUUUUCAGGAUGAAACGCAUUAUCUUAUUUUAUAUUGAUUUGUAUGGGAAAAACUGUUUAGUUUAACGAGUGUUUCGAUUAACGAGUAAGAUUCUAAAACCAAUUAUGCUCGUUAUGAGAGGUUCCACUGUAUUUGAUUAGAUAAUGUAUAAGUCUAGGCUUAAAAACUCACUAACUUUUUACACUGAUUUAAUUGACAAAUGUACAAGUCUAGAUCAAGUAAAUCAGUUACAGUUUUAGACAUUUUACUAUGUUGCCGGCCUGAAUAAAAAUGUUCAGAUUCAUUUAAGCAUUAGAAUUAUGAAAUGUUUUAAUAUAAAAUAUGUUGUUUAAAAAAAAUUUAUUGCACGUUUUACAAUUUACUUUCUCUGAAACAGAUGGAUUCCUAUGGAGAUAUUUUUUAUCAAACCAAUGAAAGAUACAAAACCAUUUCAGACAGUGAAAGGAAUGCCUCAAAACUGCGGUCUAGUCACUGGCUGCAACAGUUGGAGGAGAUUGGAAAAAAGAGAUGUGUCGUUGGGCUUGAAUCUACAUCCAAGCAAGUAUUUCUAGGUACUACCUUACUAGGUAUUUUCUAUGCUAUUUCAGAAGAUGUUAUAACGUUUUACCCCAGUCCCAAAGAUAAGGGCUUCAUAUGUUCUCAAGGUUAAGAAAUAUUUCAUGUUAUUUGAACCCUUGUCAUAUUUUAUUCAUCUUGAAAAUAAUUUAUUUUAGUUUUUCUAUGUAGAAUUGUUGUAGUAGCUUAUUUCACAGGACUGAAUGCGUCUUUUGAAAUUAAAAGUCAAAUUAUGAAUCAAAGUCUGUCCUGGUCCAAACAAUGAUUGGUCCAACUUAAACAUUUUUAAUUUCAAUACAAAACUGAUAUAGCAAUGAAUCGAUGCUUGAGAAAGGCUUAUUUAUGUCUAUCCUCUCACUUUUUCAGACCCUAAGAUUAUGAAAGAUGUCUUUGCCUACCCACUGCACAAUCAAGAUGUAUCAGCUGGGGUAAGUCUGUUAAAAUAGGUUUUAUAAUAGACUUGACAAUUCCAAUGAAUUUUUUUUAUAUUUGAAAGAUUUUAGCAGAAAAACUGUAGGCUUUGGUCAUUUUAUUUAUUUAUUUAUUUUUUUUUUUUUUAUUGAAUUACACAUCUUUUUGUAUUUGUUUAGCAACAGAGCCAGAAGAACUCAGCAUUGCAUAAUGCAAGAAAUAAACAAAUAAACAAAAGAAUCACAAUAAACCAAUUAUUGUAUUCAUCAAGUACCAAUGAAAUUUGUGUAUCUAAAACAUACUUUUGUUUCAUAUUUAUACUUUUUGGUUCACUAUAACCAAAAAAUAAUCAUAUUCUUUUAUCCCCUUCAUUCUGUUAAAAUUUUCCAGAAAACUUAUUUUUGCAAUGGCUCAGUACAAAUUGUUUUACAACCCCUACCAAAUUUUCUAAAAUUCUCUCAGAUGAGUUGAUUUCAAUCAAUUACCAAACCCGCAUGCAUUAUUCUCUCAGAUGAGUUGAUUUCAAUUAAUUACCAAACCCGCAUGCCAUCUCUUUGAAAUAAACCGUUAAACCAUUUAAUACACUGAAUUGGGUAAUAACCUAAUAUGAUAAACUUCUUCUCUUCAGAAAAGUUCAAGAGAAGAUUGUAAGACAACUUUACAUAGAAAUCUGAAACCUGUUGAGAGAUUGCCAUCCAAGGGAUACAAUACACAACUGCAUCUAGCAUUGCGUGAAAACAGAGACAUUAAGG
This is a messenger RNA of Lymnaea stagnalis (great pond snail), 4208 nucleotides long. NCBI's taxonomy places the organism in Eukaryota, Metazoa, Mollusca, Gastropoda, Lymnaeidae. The record is from the annotation of a GenBank genome assembly.